Molecule: messenger RNA, 1245 nt
Organism: Lindgomyces ingoldianus
Lineage: Eukaryota; Fungi; Ascomycota; Dothideomycetes; Pleosporales; Lindgomycetaceae
Exons: 3
Coding region: 6-890 (294 amino acids)
Biological process (GO): mitochondrion organization
Cellular component (GO): SAM complex
Source: RefSeq, a predicted model, not a curated record
GGACAAUGCCCUCCGAGAAUGCUGGCGACCAGCGACCCCAGCCAAGCGCCGGAAUCUUUGCAGUCCCCGCACCAAUAAAACGUCUGUUUGACAAGUUUCCGCUCCUAACGUACUCUGCGAAUGACCUUCCUCUGCGCGCCCCUCGGAAUCGCGACAGACAUGUCCUGCACGUCUUUACCACCCCUCGUGGCGCCGAAUUGGGUUCGCCGUCAUAUAACCCAGCGUGUCUGAAGUGGCAGGCAUACCUCAGGUUCUGCAAUAUUGACUUCGUAAUUGCUUCAUCGAACAACCACGCUUCUCCCAGCGGCUCUCUACCUUUCCUCCUCCCCUCGUUGACGGAUCCGUCCAAGCCUGCACAACCGGUUCCGUCCGGAAAGCUGCAGAGAUGGGUUAUGAACAACAGCGCCUCGGCCAGGGAGGAGCCAUCUGAUUUGCGAUAUGAAGCAUAUCUUUCGCUUCUCGAUCACCGCAUACGGCGAGCUUGGCUUUACACCAUCUACCUCUCGUCGAACUCUACUACUAUCGCCGAACCUUUCUACAUCCUCCCAGCUUCAAACAACCCUUUCGUUCGGCUCACUGUUGCGUAUGAACUGCGGUGCGCUGCGGAGAAGGAAUUGCUGAAAGCUUCUGCAGUCAUUGAUUCUAACCUGCUCUACAAGGAAGCCGAAGAAUCGUUUGCAGCUCUCGAAAUGUUGCUAGGCAGCAACAACUGGUUUUUUGGAGCUAAAAAGCCUGGUUUAUUUGACGCCAGUGUCUUCGCAUAUACGCACCUUCUCAUGGACGAAAAUUUUGGCAAUGGCUGGGUAGACUCUCGUCUCCGCGGCGUGCUCCUUCAGCGGAAGAAUUUGGUCACUCAUCGGAACAGAAUCCUUACUACUUACUUUCCGUGAACCCGCACUGGAACGCCAAUAAUGAGUGGCCAAUUUACACGACUGUGUGCAAUACUUUGUACGAUACCGAAAAGCAAGUUUUGGACAGGACAUGAUGAGAAAGGCUCGGGCUUAGUAGCGUAUUGUAGCACUGCAUUCCGGCGAGGCAUACGGCUCUUCUCAUUUGAUACCACAAUUCGGAAAUGCACCCGCGCCUGUUUGCUUUUGAAUGGGUGUGGCUUGCAAACCAUCACUUGGCGUUUCCUCGGGACGAGGUGGAUUUCGUGCAUGAUGUGAGUCAUAUGUCUGCACAACGUGAUAGGGGGGAACAAGGCAUGGAUAGAAAGAAACUGAGCUAAAAAUGCGUGAAAGGGGC